AUGGAAGCCCCUGUAAUAUUCGAAGCGUCGCCUCAGCAGCCAUCCCACAAGACCACGUCGAAGUCCACCAGCGUCGACGAUGAUAUCAGCUCCAGUCUUCUCCCACGUUGUCGCUCGAGUUUACAGAUUGCUGCGCACGGCACCAGUGCCACGGUGUCGCGAGCACCAUCGUCGCCGUUGCUGUCGUCGCCGCUGUCGUUCCUGUUAUCUACUCCAUGGUUCUACGUCCGCGCUUAUGUUACAAAAACGCAACCUUCAGAGGAAAGUGAAGGGUCUCACCCUUUAAUGAAUAGGAAGAUUGAUUUAUAUAAGGAGGUGCAUCAGCACACGAUCAGCGUGGGCUGUUUUGCUGUUAUCCUACUGGCUGAUAUAUGGGGAGCCAGACCCACUAUUAGCCAAUUAUUCAAUGAUUAUUAUCCGAGCGGCCAGCUGGUCCUAAAAUAA
Plasmopara halstedii is the source of this 444-nucleotide messenger RNA. RefSeq lists its product as uncharacterized. Bases 1 to 444 code for a protein of 147 amino acids. The record is from RefSeq and is a predicted model, not a curated record. The transcript has 2 exons. NCBI's taxonomy places the organism in Eukaryota, Oomycota, Peronosporomycetes, Peronosporales, Peronosporaceae.